This is a messenger RNA of Eremothecium gossypii ATCC 10895, 684 nucleotides long. It is a transcript of the gene RRT6, whose product is annotated as Rrt6p. The record is from RefSeq and is marked provisional. The transcript has a single exon. NCBI's taxonomy places the organism in Eukaryota, Fungi, Ascomycota, Saccharomycetes, Saccharomycetales, Saccharomycetaceae. The coding region runs from base 1 to 684 and encodes 227 amino acids.
AUGAAGAAACAGGUGGUUCUAGGGAUGGCCGCGGCGGCGGCCGCGGCGGGCGAGACGAUGCGGUGGGAGGUGGCGCCGCGGAAGGUGGGGCGCGAGGUGUACGAGUGCGUGCGGUGGGAGGCGGGGCGCGCGGGAGCGCUCUCAGUGCGGGUGCGGCGGACGGACCGGGUGGGGCACGCGGUGGACGAGGCGCGGUUCGGGCCGACGUCGGUGCAGCUCGGGCGGCAACAGCUCGGGCUCGAGGUGUGGGACACGGAGGCGAACGUGCUCGUGCGGGACCGGCGGGUGCCGGCGCACGGGCGCACGGUGCGGUUCUCGGCGAACCCCGCGCAGCAGGUGGACGUGUGCCUCAUCAACGUGUCGCGGGACGCGUCGUGGCGCGCGAUCGACACGGUGGCCGCGGUGGAGGUGGCGGUGCACGCGGACGCGGGCCGGGUGCCGCUCACGGAGGACGACAUGGCGGUGCUCGCAGCCGUGGAGCGCGACACGCGCGCGCAGCAGACUGCGGACGCGGUGUUGGGCUCGGAGCACGUGAGGCGCGACCUCAACGAGAGCACCUACACGUGGGUGGUGGUGCGGCCGGCGAUGCUCGCGCUCAUGCUCCUAGCGGCGUACUGCAUGGCGGUGCCGGCGGCGCUCCUCGUGCUUGCGCGCGGGCAACGGCGGCAAAAGUGUGUAGAAUGA